UCAUAUUGUGUCUAUGUCGAUAUCGCAGAUACAUACCUACUUCGUACGCCGCGGUUCUAAUAAAAUCUUUAUCGCUUCAGAAGAUUGACAAUUUAACCCCGCUGAACUUAGAUAUCGACAAACCGGGGAUCUAACAAUAGCUGUAAGCAAAAAUGCUUGCCCUUAACCGUCGCCACUCAGCGCGAGGGUGAGAGCGUCAGACGCGAGGGGUCGCCCGCGGAGCACUGUGAGCGCACAGCCAUGGAGCUCAUCAGCUUCAUCCUGUCCUACUUCAUCACCAAGGACUUGUCCAUGAUGACCGCAUUCAUCUGCUGGACACCGGAGCGCACAUCGGAGCUGUGUCGCAGCGCGAGUGGCGCGGGGGUGCGGCUGCAGCUGGCGACUGACUUCCAUCAGCCGCCGCCGAUGACGCCGCGCGGACGCUUCAGGGAAGCCAUGCUGCUCGACCUCACGUGUCCUCAUGCUGCACUCAUCAUGGAAGCGGCCUCUUCCUCCCGCGGCUUCAACUACCGGCACUCGUGGCUGCUGCUGCACAACUCGUCGGAGCGCGCGCUCAUCGCAGACGCACUGUCGCCCUACGAGAUCCUGCCUGACGCUGACGUGGUGUGGUCUGCGCCGGACGCUCUGCUCGACGUCUACAAGAUAAAGCCGGCCACGCCCUACCUCCUGACAGACCUGGGGUUGACGCGCAACUGCUCUCGGCACCAGCUGCGCGCGCUGUGGGCAGCGCUGCCCAGCGCCGUGACGCGGAGGAGGGACCUCAAGAACGUCACGAUGAAGGGCAUUUCCGUUGUGACGGAGCCGUACAACUUCAAGGGCUGGUCGGACCUGCGCAACCGGCAGAUCGACACCUUCCCCAAGUUCACGUACCCGCUGAUGAUGCUCGCCGCGCAGGACAUGCACUUCAGGUUCGACUUGCGGCAGAUGGACCUGUACGGCGUGUCGCACAACGGCUCGUUCGACGGGCUGGUGGGGCGGCUGCAGCGCAACGACGCCGAGGUGGGGCUGGCCUCCAUCUUCAUCCGCCCCGACCGCAUGCAGGUCGCCGACUACAUCUCCGAGACCUGCGUGCUCUUAUGCGCGUUCAUCUUCCGUCAGCCGGCGCGGUCGGCGGUGUCGAACGUGUUCCUGGCGCCGUUCAGCGCGGGCGUGUGGGCCGCCAGCGCCGGCGUGGCCGCGGCCGCCGCGCUGCUGCUGGUGGCACUGCGCGCGGUGCUGCAGCGCACGAGGCAGCGAGACGACCUCGCGCUCUUCACGCUGCCCGAGACCCUCACCUUCGCGCUCGGCACGCUCUGCCAGCAAGGGUUCCACACGACGCCGGGAGUGACGUCAGUGCGGCUGGUGAUGUUCAGCACGCUGCUGGCGUCGCUGUUCGUGUUCACGGCCUACUCCGCCAAGAUCGUGGCCAUCCUGCAGACGCCCAGCGACGCGCUGCGCACCAUCGACGACCUGACGCGCUCGCCCAUCACCAUCGGCGUCCAGGACACCACUUACAAGAAGGUCUACUUCCUUGAGAGUCCGGACGAGUCGACGCAGCAGCUGUACCGGCGCAAGAUCCUGCCGCAAGGCGAGCGCGCCUACCACAGCGUGGUGGACGGCAUCGCGCGCGUGCGAACCGGACUCUUCGCCUUCCAGGUGGAGAGCAGUUCCGGGUACGACAUCAUCAGACAGACGUUCACGGAGCGCGAGAAGUGCAGCCUGAAGGAGAUCGAGGCGUUCAAGCUGCCGCUCGUCGCCGUGCCCAUGCGCAAGAACUCCGGCUACAGGGAGCUCUUCGCUACCAGACACCUUAUAGGUCAGAGCCAGGGCCCAGGGUGGGGCAAGUGCCCCAGCUUGCCCCAGUGUGGCUACGCCCAUGGCUACUAUUUGUGCAGACUGCGUUGGCAGCGCGAGGUGGGUCUGAUGUCGCGCGAGCGGCGCGUGUGGCUGGUCUCGCGCCCGCGCUGCGACGCGGCCGGCGGCGGCUUCGUCAGCAUCGGCAUCGGCGACGUGCUGCCUGCACUACAGGUGUUGGGUCUGGGCGCGCUCAUCUCCCUGACCCUGCUGGCCGCCGAGCUCGCCGCGCACGCCAUACGGAACUCGCGCCGCUGGAACCACAUCUAGAAGCACUACUACGUGCCUCAGUUUUUGUUAAACUUACACCUUCACGCCACAUUUUAAUCUUUUCUCGAAUUAACAUAUGAUAGCCUGCGAAAUAAUUAGACUGUAUAUCUAGACUUCGUAGUAAAUGAGCAGAAUUACAAACAGUGGUUAUGGAAUUAAAACAAUUUGUUCAAGAAAAUGCAGCAGUUAGGUCUUAAACUUUAUUAAUAAUAAUUUGCACUGAUAUUUACAGGAAGGAUGUACUUAUUAAACCACCUAAAGCCUAUAUAAUGGGGCACAGCACCGCACUGCGCAAUCGACUCACUUUUCUAGUUUGUCCUAGAGUGUUAGAGUUAGCACUGACGUGGUCCGCCGGCUGCUCUGAGUCGUCGAGGGCCGCUAGAAGAGCUGCACGGCCAGCAGCACGAACAGCGUCAGCAGCAGCGCGGCCGACAGCGCGCGGUCCAGCAGCCGCGCCAGCGCCGCCCACGCGCCGCUCUCCGACGACCCGCACGACUCCUCACAUACCAGAACACGAGAUUAUUAUAGUAGAACACAAUAAAUAUUUGCAACCGCAA
This is a messenger RNA of Helicoverpa zea (corn earworm), 2660 nucleotides long. Its product is annotated as ionotropic receptor 75a-like. NCBI's taxonomy places the organism in Eukaryota, Metazoa, Arthropoda, Insecta, Lepidoptera, Noctuidae. The transcript has 12 exons. Gene Ontology annotation, cellular component: membrane. The record is from RefSeq and is a predicted model, not a curated record. Gene Ontology annotation, molecular function: ligand-gated monoatomic ion channel activity. Bases 241 to 2103 code for a protein of 620 amino acids.